UUUUUUAUAAACCCCCAAAAAAAACAGAACUUAACCUCGAAGUCUUAGCACUUCCACUAACUUUGGUCUUUUAAUCGUAUUUUCAAACCAUCUUUCAUCACCAACCUAAAGUACAACUCACUUUCUCUCUAAUGGUGGAAACAACAAGAAGCUCGAAGAAAACAACUCAAUCGGGUGACAAAAAAGAUCAAAACCCUAGAAAAUUCUACUCUCGAUUCCUCUUUAAAGCCCUAAUCCUCGCCCUUUUAUGCUCCCUCGUACCAGUCUUCCUUUCUCAGACGCCUGAGCUCGCUAAUCAAACCAGACUCCUCGAGCUUCUCCAUAUGAUUUUCGUCGGCAUCGCCGUCUCCUACGGCCUCUUCAGCCGCCGGAACUACGAAGGAGGAGGAGAAAGCAAUAACAAUACUAAUAACCCUCAUCCCUAUGUGCCUAAGAUUCUCGAAGUAUCAUCCUCUGUUUUCAACGUGGAUCAUCACGAGAGUGGAUCCGAUGAUUCCUCCCUCGACAACCACCACCACCACCACCGUAGGAUUCAGACAUGGAGGAACAAGUACCAGACGAAAAUUCCAGAGACCGUUCUCUCUACUUCAGGUGUCAGAGAAAAGCCUCUGCUUUUGCCUGUUCGAAGCUUGAACUACUCUCGCGGUUCUGAUUCCGGCAGAUGGGAGAGUGUGAGAUCAAAGAGACAGCUCUUGAAGACUCUCGUUGAUGAUAACAGCAGCGAUGCGCUUCCUUCUCCGAUUCCGUGGAGGUCAAGAUCAUCGUCGAUGGAGAUUGAAUCUCAGCCGUUGAUCAAGACUCCGGCGAAUCUGACGUCAUCUUCCUCUUCUUCAACGCCUUUACCUAAGCUUACAUCUGAGUCUGGAGCUGAGGACACCGUGAGGAAGAAGGAGUUUCACCCGUCACCGUCACCUCCUCCUCCUCCGCCACCGCCGCCGUUGCCGGCGUUUUAUAACUCGGCGCCGAGAAAGGAUUAUCCUCCUCCCCGAAGCUACAGAGAAUCAGUUCAGAAGAAGAAUUAUACUCCUCCACCGCCUCCGCCACCACCACCUCCGAUGGACUACUAUAAGUCGCCUCCGAGUAAACUCAGAGUAAGCAGCGAACGGAGAAAACUGUCGGAGCAAAAGAUGAAACUCGAUGAACGUUCAGCGACAAGAAACUCUCCUACAAAAGUCUGGUGGUCUGAUCCAAUCGCGGAAACGAAAGAAGAUAUCAGAGAAGACAUGAACAGGAAUGAUAGAAGAAGUUUCGUGGGGAGCAAGGCAACUGAAGAAUCCGAGGAUAAAGAAGAUAUGAUAACAGAAAAUGUAAUCCACGAAGAUGGUGAACAUAGUGAGAAGAAGAUAGAAGAGGAAAUAAAUUGUGGGAACAUCAGUGACGUGGACAAGAAGGCUGAUGAGUUCAUUGCAAAGUUCAGAGAACAGAUUAGGUUACAAAGAAUCGAAUCCAUCAAGAGAUCUGCUUGUAAGAUCUCUGCAAAUUCAUCGAGGUAGAGAACGUAUUGAAUGUUCUAAUUACAGACAAAAUAAAUAACAUUUUUCAGUUUACUCUGCUUGUCUUCAUAAACUUGUAAAAGACUUUUGUGUUAUAGUUAUUCAGGCUGAAAAAGAUAGCAACUGGAAUGCUGAUUUAUGUGAAUAAAAACUCAGAUUGAUUAUA
Brassica oleracea var. oleracea is the source of this 1659-nucleotide messenger RNA. Its product is annotated as serine/arginine repetitive matrix protein 1-like. The record is from RefSeq and is a predicted model, not a curated record. Lineage: Eukaryota; Viridiplantae; Streptophyta; Magnoliopsida; Brassicales; Brassicaceae. The coding region runs from base 132 to 1493 and encodes 453 amino acids. The transcript has a single exon.